UUUUAGCGUGUCUCCUUACUUUCAGUAGUAGUUGGAUACACGUGGUCAAGGGAGGAAAACCAGGAGAUGCGGACAAGAUCUUAUAUUUACCUGGACUUGAUCUACCACAAAAUUUCACACAAUAUUCAGGAUACCUUAAUGGUGUUACUGACAAAAUCAAAAUUCAUUAUUGGCUUGUUGAAGCUGCGACGAAACCAGAGUCUGCGCCCCUAAUAUUAUGGUUGAACGGUGGCCCUGGGUGCUCAUCAUUAGAAGGCCUACUUUCUGAAAAUGGUCCAUACAUGCUUACAAAGGGACCUACUCUUCUAAAUAAUAAUCCAUACUCUUGGAAUAAACUCGGUAAUGUGCUUUACUUGGAGUCUCCAGCUGGUGUAGGAUUCUCUUAUUCUCUUGAUGGUAAUGUUACCACUGAUGAUGAUCAGACGGCAUUAAAUAAUCACCAUGCACUGCUUCACUUCUUAGACAAGUUUCCAGAAUACGAAGGUCGUAAACUGUAUAUCACUGGUGAGAGUUAUGGUGGUGUUUAUGUGCCUACACUGGCAUUACUGCUUAAAGACUCACCGAGAUUUAAACUUGCGGGUAUUGCAGUCGGUAACGGGUUGACAAGUUACAAAUUGAAUGAUAACUCCCUUUUGUAUUUUAUCAAAUAUCAUGGUCUUAUCGGUGAAAGUUCAUGGAAAGACCUGCUUGCUAAAUGUUGUAGUGAUCAAUGCUCAACGUCGUGUGUAUUCACUGACAACAAAUCUGAAGAAUGUCAACUACUUAUCGUUCUGUUGACCGAAGAGCCCUUAAAGGGUAUAAAUAUAUACAAUUUAUAUUCUGAAUGUGCCGGCGGUGUGAAUACUCUCUUGCAACAACGUACGCCAAUGUCCAUUGCUGGAAUAGCCUCAACUCUACAGUCGUCAAAAGCGUAUAUUCAUCAUGAUUUUGGUAAUCUGUUUCGUGAUAAUAUUUAUAUGAAAUAUCGUCGUUAUGUGAAUUCUGCACUACGUCGUAAUCUAACUACACGUUUAACAAUACCGUGUGUAGAUGAUACACUGAUACGUAGUUAUUUAAACUCACCUGUUGUUCGUCGACUUAUCAAUGUAAAACCAGAUGUGCCAAAGGAAUGGGAUAUAUGCAGUGAUGAAGUCAAUGUUAAUUACAUUCGUACUUAUAAAGAUUUAUCUGAACAGUAUAUGAAACUACUUCAAUCCGGUCCUACUUUAUCACGUCGAUUUUGGUUAUACACGGAGAGUGAUGGCACAAAACAGGUUGGUGGAUUUUACAAAAUGUUUGAAGGUCAUGGUUCAAUUCUAAUGUAUGCUACAGUUCGUGGAGCAGGACAUAUGGUGCCUGGAGAUAAACCUGCUGCUGCUUUUCAUCUCAUCAAUAAAUUUAUUCAUGGUGAAAAUCUGUGACAUUUGGGAUGUUGGUGUCAGGUGAACGAAUACUGAAAACCAGAACUUGAUUUCAUUAUUACCUGUACUUUCUCUUUUUUUGUAUUUGAUCUCUGUGUUUCUGCUGUAAUCAAUGUUUUCAUGAUGCAUUUCAUUAUGAAAAGAAAUCAGUAGUCUAUUAGUGAACUUUUUAAAAAUAUAUACAUAUACCUAU
Trichobilharzia szidati is the source of this 1593-nucleotide messenger RNA. The record is from the annotation of a GenBank genome assembly. Lineage: Eukaryota; Metazoa; Platyhelminthes; Trematoda; Strigeidida; Schistosomatidae.